Molecule: messenger RNA, 402 nt
Organism: Dracunculus medinensis (Guinea worm)
Lineage: Eukaryota; Metazoa; Nematoda; Chromadorea; Rhabditida; Dracunculidae
Source: the annotation of a GenBank genome assembly
AUGUGCGCCGAUGGAUCCACACAAUAUUCGUAUCGAGAAAGCAUAAAUGAUUUCAGUAAAAUAGAAGUAGCCGGAAAAGCGAUUAUGUCAUUGAACUGUGAAAGUCUUGGGCCAAGCGGUGCAAAUAUUUGCGUUUGUACACCAUCGAGGAUUUGUUAUCGCGGAAAUAAUACCGGAAUGUCGAUACUUUUAGCAUCCUAUUGCACAAAAGAUUUAAUUCCAUUAUGUGGCGUCUAUGGAAAAAUAUCGGGCAAUAAUGCAGAUGAUGCGUUAGUAAGCAACAAUCAUCCACCAAUAACAGUUGGUUCACAAUUCGCUGCUGGUUCGCUCAAGCCAAUACCAAAUGGUUUCAUUAAUAUUGCAUCUGUUUCAUGUGGAAAUUGCGCACCAGUAUUGUGUUGA